AGUGAGGAAAUGGUAAAGCUAUUGCUGGAUCAGAGUGGCAUCAACGCGGAAUCACUAGAUAGGGAUGGCCGAACCCCUCUCUCCUACGCUGCCGAGUGGGGAAGAGUGGAAAUCGGGAAGAUGUUUCUGGAACGG
This is a messenger RNA of Tuber aestivum (summer truffle), 135 nucleotides long. The record is from the annotation of a GenBank genome assembly. Lineage: Eukaryota; Fungi; Ascomycota; Pezizomycetes; Pezizales; Tuberaceae.